AUGCCGCAUAUCGAUCUGGACGAAGAUGAUGGGAUUGACAUCCCACCAGAAGUGUUAGCUAAUCCCAACAUAGACUGGAUGACAUCCUCGAAUCAGAAUCACGGCUUUGUUGUUGAUGAUGUGUUUGAGGACGCUUUUGCUCCGCAAGAGUCGUAUACCAACACCGAUCAUGGGACGCCUAAGAUGUGGACCAAACUUGGUGAGAUGGAGGAUGAGGAGGACGACCGCAUGAGCGUGAUGGAACAGGUUGAUCUAUCUUCAAUGUCGCCUGCUCCGAGUCCACCCAAUUAUGACUCGGGUCCCGGAGACCUUUUCGAGGGCAUAGACGUUGAAAUGCUCGAUGAUAUCGAGCCAGAGAUGACGAUAGAAGAAGAUUUUGGGCUCGCAGUUGAUCAAUCCGGUGCCACAGCUGAGUUAUUGGAACAGGAGGAUGGCACCGCGGUCAAGGUUGAUACACCGGACCUUCCUUUGAGUAACUCUGUCAGAGUCGAGGUUCCCGACGCUUUGUUCGUAAUCCCACAGUCGUUUUACGAGCCCUUUGAGCCUGGUGUGCCAAUCGACAGAGAAUAUAAGGUCGUCGCCCAACUCCUGGAAGCAGCGAUACAGGAAGGUCAAGACGCCGAUGACUUCAUUGAAUUCGAACUCAACGACUUUGCCAUUUACAGCAAGCGCCCGAGAUAUGAGCAUGAGAUGUGCUCGCUGCAUCAUCUAGACACAAAGUCAGGCCACAGCAACUUGUACUUUGACGGGAAGUUGAACGUAGGAGAUGCGGCCUUCUUUGUUCGGCACGUACCCAUACGAGCUUUGCCGAUUGGCGAUUACGGCACUUUGUCUAAGCACACGUUACGCGAUCAAAUAUGGGUUCAGUCAGCUAUGAACCUCAAGAAAAACAUCUACUACCGACUAAAUCGUCCCGCCAAAGAGUACCGCCGUUUCUUCGACCCAUUCCUGUGGGUUGCCGACCUCGCCAAACACUUUGUGGACUAUCUUAAGGUGAUGGGAGAAAACAAACAAGAUGUCACAAUUUUCCAUUUCCGCUCAACUUUCAGCAAUUGGCUAGCCAAGACGCACAAUACAGAUCCUGUCUUUGCAUCAUGGAGAGAACAGCAUCCAAGUGCCGACUUUCGAACCUCUAUCGUUGCGAACCUAGCUUUCUUGCACAAGGAAGCUAUCGGCGUGCUGGACUAUGCUGGGACCUAUCAUCACACCUUGUGGGCUGAGACAUGGGAGUUUCGACAGUAUGAGCGCCUUACAAAGACUAAAGAAAGCGAUAAGGAGGCGCGUUCAAAGCCACCCAGGUCUGCAAGUCGAACGCCGUCUUCUGCAGAUCAAGUAGAUUGUGACCAGGGAAAGAACGCCACAGACGUUCCCCAAACCAUCGUCACUCAGUAUAUCUAUGAUUGCUUCAACCAUCUACCUUUUGGUGAUAUUCUUGAGGCUAUGUCACUGAGUGAUGAGACGGAGUUACUACGAAAUGAACUGAUACAGAAGCGACACCUCGAGCUCCCAGCGCCCCUUCACCAAAAUGCUAAAAAUGUCUCAACGGCUGGCCAACAGCAAAUUAAAGACAUCCAACCUGGCGACACCAUCUCGACGCAGAGAGAUGGUGCGGAUUCUGGCACAAAAUGGCGGCGUGAUCUUUCGCAUGGUUUCAACGACGUUGACCGUUGGCUCGCCCUUGUGCAGCGCGUGCGUGUUAGCAAGAAGGGCGUCCGGGCUUUCGAUGUAAUUUGGUACUAUAGGCCUGUCGACACCCUCUGCGCCCUGAUGAAGUACCCAUGGAAUAACGAGCUAUUCCUCUCUGAUCAUUGCUCUUGUGAUGAGCCUUCUAAGAUCUCCGAAGAUGAAAUCAUGGGUGUCCACGAGGUUGAGUUCGAAGGAACGUCGAACACCGAAGCGGAGUUCUUCUGUCGCCAAACUUAUGUCGUUACUGAGCGAAAAUGGAUAACCCUUGAAAAAACUCAUCUCCAUUGCUUACAUCAGAGGAAAACUACCCAGGCACCACUUUAUCAACCGGGCGAGACCCGGCUCAUCAUGCUUGAUAAGGCGAGUGGUCGAUCUGAGCCUUGCGAGUUCAUAACCUUUUAUGACGAGGAUGGCACUGGCAUUUACAGAUUCCGGCGACUCCUGAGGAGACAUCAAGUUGACCCCCAGACACCUAAUGCUCAGCCGAAUGAGCUGGUGUAUAGCGAGAACCUCAUUGAAGUAAAGAAUCGACGCAUUCUUGAACCUUGUUAUGUCCGUUUUUUCAAAGCACAAGAGACGAUACCAACACCCUACGAUCGCGAUGGUGUGGGCAACUUUUUCUACAUUACACAUGAAGAAGUCAUUGAUGCAGAGACUACUGCAAAAUCAUAUCUUCCUCUCGAGGCAUUGCCAUCUUCAUUGCGUCAAGGGCACAAUCCUUCUGAGCCUCUGCAAAAGUUACGUGGGCUUGAUCUUUUCUGCGGAGGCGGAAACUUUGGCCGCGGCCUAGAGGACGGAGGUGGUAUCGAGAUGCGGUGGGCGAACGACUACGAUGGAAAGGCCUUGCAUACAUACAUGGCUAAUACUUCGGGUCCUGAUGCGGUACAUCCAUUCUUGGGCUCGAUCGACGAUAUGCAACGUUUUGCUAUCCAAGGCAAGUUUGCAGAGAACGUCCCUCCGGUUGGAGACGUUGAUUUUAUCUCUGGUGGCAGUCCUUGUCCAGGCUUUUCUCUCUUGACCAACGACAAAACCACUGUCGCACAGCGAAAGAAUCAAUCCCUCGUUGCGGCUUUCGGCUCCUUCAUCGACCUCUAUCGCCCCCGGUAUGGUCUCCUCGAGAAUGUCCCCGGCAUCAUUCAAAGUAAAGCCACUCGUGAUCAAGACGUGUUCAGCCAACUCAUCUGCGCAAUUGUGGGACUUGGGUAUCAAACUCAGUUCUCUUUCCUCGAUGCUUCUUCCUGCGGGUCCCCUCAGCGUCGCUCCCGGGUCUUUGUUGUGUUUGCCGCACCAGGUCACCAUCUUCCUCAGCGACCGCAUAUCACGCAUGCUCAUCCAGAGCAUACCAGGAAUUAUGGACUUGGCAGCACCCCCACUGGUGAUCCAAUGGCGGAACGAAUCAUGCCCAUUGCUACCCCUUUCGAUUUUGUCUCUGCUCGUGCCGCAACCGCCGGCCUUCCCCCAGUCUACGACUCUAAGCCAGAUAUCUGCGUCUCAUAUCCCGAUCAUCGCGUAUCUAUAGGCAUGACGAGCAAUCUUCGUAACAAGAUCAGUCUCAUCCCCACACGACCCUGGGGCAUGAAUUUUGCCCAGGCAUGGUUCGGUCUAGACUGCAAGCAGGCUGGCUCGGGCGUUCUCUCGCCUGCCGACCGUCUCGUCUUCCCCGAAGAAGGCAAAACGUCGUUGACUCGGGGAGGCGCUACUUCCAACGCAUACGGCCGACAGCGCCCCGACCGUCUGAUCGAGACAAUCGUGACAAGUCAAAGCCCGAGUGAUGCAAAGAAUGGCCGAACGAUACACUGGUCUGAGAACCGUGUCCUGACAAUUAUGGAGGCGCGCCGAGCACAAGGUUUUCGCGAUCACGAGGUCUUGCUGGGUAAUCCGGCAGACCAAUGGAAGAUUGUCGGAAACAGUGUCGCGCGAGAGGUGGCGGUUAGUCUAGGCGCUGUGUUUCGCGAGGCUUGGGCGCAGAGUCUUGCAGAUGAGCACCAUGCUGAAAGCGAUGUUGGGGUUGCCACUACUGCCAGGGGCUCUUCAAAAGCGCCAGUCCGUGAAGGAGUUGAAGUCUCGCCAUCCAUGAGCGUUGAUAAGCCCACUUUUGAGUCGGCAUCUUCCAGCAACAAAACCCCCCGUUCGCGCAAAUCACGAAGUCAGUCUCGCAAGAGCCAGACCACACCGACGCCAGGCCCCGAUCGUUCAUCAAGUUCGAAACGUAGCUCUAUCGCCAUCGAGGUACGCGUGUCAAAGUCACCAAAGUCUGAGAAAGACGACUCGCCCAGCAGAGGGACAUCCGUGGCCUCUAGCCGUACCAGACCAAGUCAGCUGAGGCACAGCGUUUCAAAUGAGUAG
Molecule: messenger RNA, 4032 nt
Organism: Fusarium graminearum PH-1
Lineage: Eukaryota; Fungi; Ascomycota; Sordariomycetes; Hypocreales; Nectriaceae
Exons: 2
Coding region: 1-4032 (1343 amino acids)
Cellular component (GO): nucleus
Molecular function (GO): methyltransferase activity; chromatin binding
Source: RefSeq, a predicted model, not a curated record